AUGAAUUUCAUGAAACUUCCCGCCGAGCUGCGCCUGAAAAUCUACGGGGAACUUGCUACUGGCCCACUCGGGGGUCCAUGUUAUUCGGCCAUAUACAUCCUCCGCACUUGCAAGAAGGUGUACCAGGAAGCCAGGGAGGUCAUUUACAGCAAAAAUUUGUUCCUCUUCGUCGACGCCGACGAUUUUGUCAUCAUCUUCCUUCAAGCCAUCGGCAUCCAGAAUGCCUCCCUGAUCAAGCAUGUUCAUAUAUCGUUUCCAAUCUUUGACCAAACGGGCGAUGAUUACAUUUUCGACCGAAAUGAGGCCGUUGUAUGCGAUGUCAUAGCCCAGCGCUGCCCUCGGAUCGAGCACGUUACUAUCAUCCCUACCCAUCCUCUAUUUUUCCAAUACACUCCCGACGACGAUGUGAAUGCUUCCACGGAUCGGUUUUUGGAGCUAGUGAAUAAGCGCUUUCGGGAGUUUACUGACCGCAUCAGUAUUUCCCUGUUUGAGGACGCAUGUCAUGAUAUCCGAGGGAAGCUGAGCUCACUCGGCUGGGAUGUGAUCGUCGAGCGUAAGAAAGAAUACUAUCCUCGUCAGUCUGCACCUCAAGGAGACCGAGAGCUCACAGAUACUGAUAACAAUUUUGGGGAUUCGGGAUUCGGAGUCUGA
This is a messenger RNA of Penicillium chermesinum, 651 nucleotides long. RefSeq lists its product as uncharacterized. Lineage: Eukaryota; Fungi; Ascomycota; Eurotiomycetes; Eurotiales; Aspergillaceae. The transcript is spliced from 2 exons. The record is from RefSeq and is a predicted model, not a curated record. The coding region runs from base 1 to 651 and encodes 216 amino acids.